AUGGGACUCAUUAGAAGUACAGAGGAUGGGCGAAGGGCUAGCUCCAGAAGCAGUGAUGAAAAGCCGACAUCGCAAACAAAAGAUGGAAAUGAGGGAACAGGGACUACCAGCGGCCCUGCGACCACUGACGAAAUGAUGAAAAUCUUGACCCGAGGCUCUUCUUCUCGUCUACCACCACUUAAGGAGGUGAAUAAAUACCCAGCCGACAUUGAGGCCGAGUAUCCUCGUGACAUAAAACUACUUAAUUACUUGAAUUUGAGACCAAGAAGACUGGUUAGGUUGAAUUCUAAGCAGUCAAUCCCAGCGAAUGUCCUUGUGACAAUUGUUUUCUUUUUAUGGGGGUUUGCAUACGGUUUUCUCAACGUUUUGAAUGAGAAUGUUGCGCUUUCCAUUUACGGCUCAUGGCGCACUAGAGCUCUCUCAGGGGCAUAUUUUCUUGGAUAUCUGGUUGUACCGUGUACUAUAGGUCGAUACAUAUUGCGGAGAUUUGGUUUCACUGCGGGUUUUACUUCGGGGCUUUAUAUUUUUGCGCUGGGAACUCUUCUCAUCUGGCCAUCCACAGUAUUGUUGUCAUUUGCCAUUUCUAUGGUCGCUAAUGCAGUUAUUGGCUCGGGGCUUGGAAUAAUUGAGACAACAGCGAACCUUUUCAUCGCGAUGUGUGGGCCACUGGAAUAUGCUGAAGCCCGUCUAUGUGCCGCACAAGGUUGCCAGGGAAUCGGCUCUUUAUUGUCACGAUUGAUAGCCGGCUACGUUGUGGCCCCGGAAGUUAAUAACCCCCAAGAUAUUAUCAAUUUACAGUGGGCGUAUCUUGCUAUCUGCUUUUAUGAUGUUGUCCUUGCUAUUGCCUUUUAUUAUCUUCCAUUGCCGGAAGCCCCAGAUGAUGAUAUGAGACAACUGGGUGAGCGACGUUCCGAGGAAAACAACGCCCCAGUAUUGGGAAUUCCUGUUUUCCUUGUUACAUUGAUUCUAGGAGUGUGGUCGCAGUUUUUUUAUAUUGGUGCGCAGGAAACCUUUGUUUCUGGCUUCCACAACUUUAGACGUCAAGUCAUGCCAACAACGAAACUAACGGAUCUUGAUCUGGAUAAUAUAGGGACUACCGCUUUCGCUGUUUGUCGCUUUGCUGUCGCAGUCCUUCAAUGGAAAGGCUUCAAACCACGAUACGUGCUCCUCAUUUUCUAUUUGGGUUCAGUCAUCGUUUUUGCUGUAUGCAUGAAUACUUCCGGAACAACAUCAAUAGUUUUUGCACUUCUUAGUUGGCUCACACUUGCACCGAUAUUUCCUAUCAUCUUCGCAAUCUCUCUCCGUGGCACAGGAGUCCACGCCAAAACCGCUGCUGCAUUUUUAGCUACUGCAGUUGGUAGUGGCACCUUUUCUGCUCUGCUACAACAUGCUGUGGAAUUAUCAAUCGGAAACCCUACCGCAUACGUUGUUACCGUUGCAUUCGCUAGUGCUGGGGCAAUAUUUCCUCUAUACAUGAAUAUAGUGCCAGCGGCGAGAAGACAGGUUGAUCCGAUCAACGAUGAAUAUGUUCACUAA
Molecule: messenger RNA, 1536 nt
Organism: Talaromyces rugulosus
Lineage: Eukaryota; Fungi; Ascomycota; Eurotiomycetes; Eurotiales; Trichocomaceae
Exons: 2
Coding region: 1-1536 (511 amino acids)
Source: RefSeq, a predicted model, not a curated record